CUUCUUGCAAUCAGAGUUACUCGUAGUUCUUGCAACCAGAGUUACAAAACAUGAGUUCCCUAUCCCCACAACAUGGUGAUUGGCCCGAACCCAUAGUCCGAGUCCAAUCGUUGUCGGAAAGCGGUGUAUCCACCAUCCCCAAUCAAUACAUCAAGCCACCGUCCCAGCGACCUUCUAUAGCUACGGAGCCCCAACAAGUUUAUGAUCAGGAACCCAACAUCCCCUUAAUAGAUCUUGGAGACCUACUCUUCGGCGACGACCAUAUCGAUUCGACCAUCAUCAUGAAUCAAAUUUCUGAAGCUUGCCGAGAGUGGGGCUUCUUACAGGUGGUGAACCAUGGCGUGAGCUUGGAGCUUAUGGGUCGAAUUCUCCAACUGUGGCGCCAGUUCUUCUCUCUUCCCAUAGAGGAGAAACAAGUCUAUGCCAAUACACCAUUAACCUAUGAAGGCUAUGGGAGUAGAUUGGGGGUUGAGAAGGGAGCCAUUCUGGAUUGGAAUGACUAUUUCUUCCUCUACUACCUACCCUACUUCCUUAAGGAUCAUGACAAGUGGCCUUCCCUUCCAACUCUCCUCAGGGAGACAAUCGAGGAGUACUGUGGGCAAAUGGUGAAGCUGUCUGGAACCUUGAUGAAGCUCUUCUCCAUUAACUUGGGUUUGGGACAGGAUCGUCUGCAGAAGGCGUUCGGAGGGGACGACAUCGGUGCGUGCCUGAGGGCCAACUUCUAUCCCAAGUGUCCUCAGCCAGACCUCACACUUGGGCUGUCCCCACACUCUGACCCAGGAGGAAUGACCAUUCUCCUCCCUGAGGCUCACGACGCCGGACUUCAGGUCCGCCAGAGAGACUCUUGGGUCACCGUAAAAGCGGCUCCCGGCGCCUUGAUCAUCAACAUCUGCGAUCAGAUUCAGGUGUUGAGCAAUGCAAAAUACAAGAGUGUUGAGCACCGGGUGGUUGUAAAUUCAGCCAAAGAUCGUCUCUCGCUUGCCUUCUUCUAUAACCCAAAGAGUAAUAUUCCAAUUGAACCAUUGAAGGAGCUGGUGACACCAGAUUGUCCACCUCUUUAUGCACCCAUGACAUUCGACCAGUAUAGACUUUAUGUGAGGAUGAAGGGUCCAAAAGGAAAAUCACAGGUGGAGUCCCUAAAAUACCUGCAGCGCUCAUAAGGUCAUCGUCUUCAUACACAGCUUCUGUUAAUUAUGUGUGUGACAAUAAUAAUGUAAUCCAUCAAGUUAUUUGUGUUGGUAUUUAUCAAUAAUAAUAUAAUCCAUAAUUAUGUAAUCCACCAAGUUAUUUGUGUUGGUGUCUAUCUUUAA
Molecule: messenger RNA, 1310 nt
Organism: Macadamia integrifolia
Lineage: Eukaryota; Viridiplantae; Streptophyta; Magnoliopsida; Proteales; Proteaceae
Product: jasmonate-induced oxygenase 1-like
Exons: 3
Coding region: 51-1160 (369 amino acids)
Source: RefSeq, a predicted model, not a curated record